Prunus persica (peach) is the source of this 2228-nucleotide messenger RNA. Its product is annotated as UDP-glycosyltransferase 76F1. Gene Ontology annotation, molecular function: UDP-glycosyltransferase activity. The record is from RefSeq and is a predicted model, not a curated record. Lineage: Eukaryota; Viridiplantae; Streptophyta; Magnoliopsida; Rosales; Rosaceae. The transcript is spliced from 2 exons. Bases 1 to 1368 code for a protein of 455 amino acids.
AUGGAGCAAUGGAAGGGUUUGAGAUUGAUACUGUUUCCAAUGCCCCUUCAAGGCCAUUUAAACCCCAUGCUAGAACUGGCCAACCUUCUUCACCACCAAGGAUUCUCCAUAACCAUCAUCCACACCCAAUUCAACCCUCUCAACCCUUCAACCUAUCCACACUUCACCUUCCACUCAAUCCCUGUUGCCUUAUCUCAAGCUGAGGCCUCCACAAGCGAUAUUUUGGCGUUUAUUUCUCUUCUCAAUGUUAAGUGUUCUGAACCCUUCAGAGAAUGCUUGGCUAGGUUGCUAUCAGAUAAUCAGGUGCCUGUUGCUUGCUUGAUCUCUGACCUUCUGUUUCACUUCACUCAACCUGUUGCUGAGAGCCUUAAGCUCCCAAGGAUUCUAUUAAGGACUUCAGCUGCCUUUUCCUUUGUUGCUUAUGCUGCAUUUCCACUUCUGCUGGAAAAGGGUUACCUCCCCAUACAAGAUUCUCGACUAGAAGAACCAGUUAUAGAGCUUCCACCUCUCAAAAUCAAAGACCUUCCGGUGCUCAAAACUAUGGACCCAGAAAAAUACUAUGAACUAGUGUCAGGCCUGAAGAAGGAAACUGAGGCCUCACAUGGGAUCAUUUUCAAUACUUUUGAAGACCUUGAAGGAAGUUCACUGGCCACAAUUCGCCAAGAAUUCAACAUCCCAAUUUUCCCAAUAGGCCCAUUUCACAAGUGCUUCCCUGCAGCCUCUUCUUCUUCUUCAAGUAGCAGCUUAUUAUCACAAGACCAAAGCUGCAUUCGAUGGCUAAACUCCCAAGCACUAAAAUCUGUCAUCUAUGUCAGCUUUGGAAGCAUUGCUGCAAUAAGUGAAGCCCAAUUUUUGGAGAUGGCUUGGGGGCUAGCCAACAGCAACCAACCCUUUUUGUGGGUGAUCCGACCCGGAUUAGUACAUGGGUCGGAGUGGCUUGAACCACUGCCAAGUGGGUUCUUAGAGGCCCUGAAUGGGAGGGCCCACAUUGUGAAAUGGGCUCCACAAAAGGAGGUGCUGGCCCACCCAGCUGUUGGAGUGUUUUGGACUCACAAUGGUUGGAAUUCUACGUUGGAGAGUAUUUGUGAGGGGGUCCCUAUGAUUUGCAUGCCAUGUCUCAGUGAUCAAAUGGCGAAUGCAAGAUGUGUAAGUGAUGUUUGGAAAGUAGGGUUGCAGUUGGAGCAUGGGAUAAAAAGAGGUGAGAUUGAAAGAACAGUUAGGAAAAUAAUGGUGGAGAAAGAAGGGGAAGAGAUUAGAGAGAGAAUCUUCCAGCUAAUGGAGAAGGCAAAUGUUUGCAUCAAACAAGGUGGCUCUUCAUACCAAUCCUUGGAGGGCUUGGUUAAGCACAUUUUGUCAUUAGAAAAAUGAUAAUUUGCUUUCCAAACUCGGAGUCAAUGACUCUCCAACUUGGUGUUUUGAGGGCAUUGGGAGACCUUGUGUUGUUGUGUGUAGUCUAAAAUUUUUACUACUUGUAAUUUAAACCUAGAGAUUUUAACAACUUUGUGCCUUUAUUGGAGGGGGAUUGUGUAUCACCUCAAUAAUCGAUUCUAUGAAGUUUUUUUUUUGUUUUUUUAUAAAUACAUUUUUUUACAAGCGAUUUGGGGAGGGGAAAUAUUCAUUGGGUGCCUAAGAGUUUCAAACCUCUGUCCAAAAGGAUAUAGGUGGAAGAACUCAACUAACUGAGCUAUACCCCACUUGCUCGACACCAUGUAGUUAAAGGUUAUUUAGAUAGAAGAGUUUCAAAUUGGUUUUUUUGGGCUGAUUUUUUAAUGUUGAUUUGAAAGCUCAAACGGUAGAGCCCAAUAAGGGAGCCGAAAACCGAAAUAACACAAAGGCAAAGCCAGGCCCACAAUAAAGACAAAAGUAGAGGUGAAUAAGGAUUUAUAGGCCCCACCAAAUCUAUUAUGACAUGUUUACGAAUUCGUAAUUGGAUUAAGAUGAAUUGAAUUGAGGAUGAGUUGGAUCAAGGAGAAUUAGAUUCCGGAUUCCUAUUAAAGUUGUUUAUUAAACUAUAUGGAUUGAGGAGAGUUAUAUUCGGAAUUCCUAUUGAAGUUGUUUCCUAAACUAUAUAUGGAAUUGGGGUAGAAGUGGUGCUAAUUAUUAAAAUGUCCUCGUCGUUAGGUUAAAAUAUAUGGCAAAUUUGAAAUUUUUAAAAUUGUGUGAGGAUAUAAUGGGUAAAAAAGAUGAAUUUCUAAUGCCCUAGUUCUCCAGGAAUUAGAAUACCAUCU